AUGACAUCCGAAGGCGGAUGUUUUCUGCUUUCAUUCGACAUUGCCUUAAAGGAUGUAAAAGUUCCAUUGAAGGUUCGUCUUCAUCAUCACAGAACAGUAAACCUCAUUACGGAAUUAAAUUUCAAUUGGAAAUCUUGUUUGAAAGAUGAACCGAAGGGCUAUCAAACAAUUAAGAGAAAAUUAAAAUUUCCGGAAGAUUUCUUGUUCAAAGCUGACAAAGAAGAAAAGGAAAGCUCGUCCGUUCGUUGA
Molecule: messenger RNA, 249 nt
Organism: Clunio marinus
Lineage: Eukaryota; Metazoa; Arthropoda; Insecta; Diptera; Chironomidae
Source: the annotation of a GenBank genome assembly